Caenorhabditis sp. 36 PRJEB53466 is the source of this 1149-nucleotide messenger RNA. Lineage: Eukaryota; Metazoa; Nematoda; Chromadorea; Rhabditida; Rhabditidae. The record is from the annotation of a GenBank genome assembly.
AUGCUCGAACUCAAUUCGAAUUCAAGAGAACUCGUGAUCGGAUUUGUGUACCUCGGCCUGUCGGCCUCACAAAUUCCAAUGUUCUGUUUGGUGAUCAUGGUAGGAUCCAUCCAAGUCCCCCCCGUAAAAAAAAAACAAAUCGCACCUUCAGGCAGUUCACAAGAUACAGCGUCAAGAGCCGAACAUGACGUACAAGUUGAUCAAUCUCAUUCAGUGUUCUCAAGUUGUCCAAACAAUUUGUCAUUUUCUCACCUCGUUUCUUCUCAUUUUUCCAGCAUUUCAAAGAUUUCCGUUCAUCAUUGGCGUAAGUUUUGGGAUGAAUUCAGAAAAACGCGCAAAGGAACUUGACUUUUCAGGUGAUCGGAGCGACCGUGGGUCUUUUCUACAGUGCAGAAUUGCCCACAAUGGCUCUGCUGGCCGUGUGUCGAGUUCUGAUCUUCACCGGAGUCAUCAAGACGAAAAAGACGCCUUUGGGUGUGAAAGUAAGCGCUACUUUCGGUAUCGGGUACAUUUAAAAAGGAACCGUAUUCAGCUCUUUCUGCUCUCACUCUUCUCCGUCCUUACACUCAUCUUCCUCUACUCUUCCGCACAUAGCCUCAUCUUUUUCUCGCCUCCUUCCAUGGAUUACAACAUCUCUGAUCCAUUCUCGCCAAUUUUAGGACUUUUCGACUUUUACAUUUCGAUACUUUCCCUAAUCAUCGCUUACAUCUCCUAUCUUGCUAUUGUCUACCUGAUCUAUAUGGCAAGUUUGUCGGCUCUCUAUCCUAUUCAUCUCUACGUUUUGAAGAGCAAGAAGGCGGUGUGUGUGAAGAGCAAACGAGAGGAGCUCUCGAUUCUGGUACAGUACACGAUAGCGGUCGGCUACACGACGGGCUCUUUGAUAUUCUGGCACGAAGCGAGCCUUGACAUGAAAAACUUUGAAGUUCGAGCGGCGAUCAACAUCUCUUGGAUUGUGGGCUCUUAUGUCUAUCCCGUAGUCAUUCUUAUCUGUAACAAGUGCGUCACACUUUUAACCCUUGACUUUCAGCGCAUUUUUGCAGGACGGUUCGUGAGAAAAGCAUUUGUAUUCUCGGGCUACGCAGCGAGGAUGUUCGUCCGUUCACUACUAAUCAUUCGAGCAUUGGAGCACCACCAUCUAAACGCCAUUAG